AUGCGUAUCAUUUUAAAAGGCAAAAAACGUAAAAUUCAAGGCAAUUCAGUAGAUAACGGUUCGAAUUAUUUUGACCAAUUGUUGGAUCGUAAUAAAGUCAGUUUAGAAGACUACUCAGCCAGCGUCCUACAACAUCCAGAUCGCGAUGAACCAGGUGCAAAUGAUGCCAACGAUCACACCAAGAAUAGAAAGCCGAGAAGAAGAAGAACGGCCUUUACUCAUGCUCAAUUAUCAUUUUUGGAAAGGAAAUUUCGCUGCCAGAAGUAUCUAUCAGUGGCAGAUCGAGGUGAUGUCGCAGAUACAUUGUGUUUGACGGAAACCCAAGUUAAGACUUGGUAUCAGAACAGAAGAACAAAGUGGAAACGCCAGAACCAAUCAAGAUUAGAACAACUACACCAGGAAAGUAAUUCAUCUGUAAAACAAUUCGAUACAAAUAUUUCGGAUGAUAAAUUACUAAUAAGAGACAAACAUACUUCUAAUACCAAUAGAGUCAUGUAUUGUCCCCAGAAUAAUUUAAACGUUGGAAGCGGAUUUUUGUCAGGAAUUAUUUUUCGACCGUUUGGUCAUUGA
Messenger RNA from Ctenocephalides felis (cat flea), 570 nucleotides. Its product is annotated as barH-like 1 homeobox protein. The record is from RefSeq and is a predicted model, not a curated record. Lineage: Eukaryota; Metazoa; Arthropoda; Insecta; Siphonaptera; Pulicidae. Gene Ontology annotation, molecular function: DNA-binding transcription factor activity, RNA polymerase II-specific; DNA binding. The transcript has 2 exons. Gene Ontology annotation, biological process: regulation of DNA-templated transcription. The coding region runs from base 1 to 570 and encodes 189 amino acids.